Molecule: messenger RNA, 5406 nt
Organism: Thyridium curvatum
Lineage: Eukaryota; Fungi; Ascomycota; Sordariomycetes; Thyridiales; Thyridiaceae
Exons: 1
Coding region: 1-5406 (1801 amino acids)
Molecular function (GO): protein binding; 5'-3' DNA helicase activity
Source: RefSeq, a predicted model, not a curated record
AUGCCUCCUUCUCCCAAGGAACCCGCGAGCAUGGACGAUGUCCCCGUCGAGUUUGCCAAUGUCAUGGGCAUUCCUGUCGCUCCCUACGGUCAAGCUGCUACGCCUAAGGGAACUCCUUCGACCCAGCACGCUGGAGGAACUCCUCUGCCGACAGACCACAGCAUGGCCAAGUUCAUGAAAGAAUACCAAGCCACGCAAGCCGAAGAACUCGCUCUCGCUCAUGUCUUGGGUCAAGACCCCACUCACUCGCAAGCCAAGCAACUCGCAGCAGAGCGACGCCAGGAGGCCCUACGUGAGGCCGAUAAGCGUGUUGCUGCUCGGGAGGCCCUCCUCGGCGAAACCGAGGAGCAGCAGAAAGAACGCCGACAAUUGCGCGACAAGGCCUCUGUAGGAGAUUACACUUACGAGCCUUUUGCGUCCCUCGAGAUCAACCGCCAGUACGCUCAGGAUCAUCUCGACAAGGAGGCUCGUCGCGAGCAUGCGAGACAAAAGCGGAAGGCCAUGGUGACUCGCCUGAUCGGUCCAGAGGAGGCUCGCGAAGCGGCCCUUCAGAACACUGCCACGAACGCCGAAGACUCUCAGUACGAGCAUGAGGAAGACGCCUCCACCUCCCACGUUGAUGGAAACGAUGACUUCAUCGUCAAAAUCACCGACUCGACGGAUGCUCGUGACCUCGCGGACCAGGCACUUCGCAUGCGUUACGAUGAUAAUGGUGUGCCGCUUUCCAGGAACGAUUCUGGCAAAUUCCCCUGCCUCCUUGCUCAUGACGGGCAUUUCGUUGUCCCUUAUGAUGAAGCCCAUGUCGCCAAAAUUGGCAACGUGUCGACGAACGGUUUUCGUACUCUCAUCCAGUACAAAUGCCCAGAGUACGGAUAUGGCGAAGUCGUCAUCAUGUACGGUCUUUCUCUCCGCAACAAUAUGCACUGGUUUGCUCGAAGCACGAUCUUCUUUCGUGGCAUUCCGGCUCGCCCUGAGCUCGCUCAUCUUACGCCAGAGCAAACUCGGGAGCGCUUUCCUAACGCCGACGUUCUUGAACUGCAGGCAGCCUUCCGCGGUACCUUUGCAGUGCGCAAAGGAAAACAGAUCCUCAAGUUCGACAAUGAGGAGGCUCGUACCCUGUUGGCCUGCCCAAAGAAAGACAUGUUCAUGAAGAUCUGCACUACGCUUCGAGAUAUGUGGCAACAGGAUGAGGUUCGUCUCGAGCUCUUCAGCGAUCCGGCUCUCCCUGGCGCCGCCCAUACCUUCUCGCGGUUUCAGCACUCUUGGCAUGCCCAAUUCCUCGACGACCCUCUCGAACCUCUCUUCCUAGGCUGCCCAAAGAAGCGCAAAUUGGACAUUGGCACCAUGCAGGACGAUAUCAUCUUUGAUCACGCAGAACCUGCGGUGAACUACUUCCAGAGUGUGGACCAUCGUGCGGCAGUUCUCGCCUACGGUGCCAAGGCAGAGUUCGAUUACGAUAGUGCCAUCGCGACAGAGCUCGUUGACAAGCCUUGCAAGGCAGUAUUUUUUCCCGCGCAUCCCACCGACAAAGACGAGCCUGUUCGCCACUACUAUGUGGUUGUGAACGAGCCCGAUGGUUUGGAGCUCAUGCCAGUUGUCGGAGAGUCCGUCCGUUUCUCCAUCCAAUCUCAUCCCAUCACCAUUCCCGCCCCACCUGAGAGUGAAUUCAGUCAAGUCGAGAUCCAGACUCGCAUCCAGGACCACAUCCUCAAGGCCUAUGGUAAUGCCGCUCAUGAACAUGACGAGAACCAGGCCCGAGCCACGGUUGUUAUGGCGUUCCUGGACAUCUUCAAUGGACCAGAGAAUCUCGCUCGACAGUUUGCCGAGACCUCGGCCACAAACAUGACUCGCCGUCUCAAGAUCCCCGGCACAGAGACCGAGGAAGAGAAGCCCGCCGAGACCAAUACUGAGUACGACGAGCGGGUCCUGGAGUUCGUCAAGGGCGGCAUGGAAGACAAUACACUCAAAGCUCCUGAGUUUGACAAUUCUCCAGCUACACCCUACUGGCAUGCAACUCGGAUUGAGCCUCCACUCCAGCUGGCGGAAAUGCCGGGUGUCUUUCUCCUCGCCAAUGUUCCUCGGCAUCCCAAAUGGCCGAAGAAAUCGCCUCUCACGCGCCCUCUCCUGGACUUCUCCAAGAUUCGACGGGUUCCUUUCUUCUCCACUGUUGACGGCAUGGUGCGAGCAGCACAGAAGAACCCCAGGCUAUCCGAGACGAUCACCAUUCUGCGCAGGACUCAGAAUGACACCCUCAAGGCUGAACUUGACGGUAUCAAGUUCGCAGGCACGCAGGCCUCCGUCGACGACCUUACCUUUUCCAAAUGGUGCCUCGACUUUCAGCAGGAGCCGCCUUCUCAUAACAUCGCAUCCCUCUUCCCAAUGAUUGGCAGUGUGAUUGAUGCAGUCUCUAGCGGAAGGUCCCCUGAGCCAGGCAGCCUUCUCCAAAAGUUCGUGAAGGAAUUCAAAGCACUCGAUGAUUGCCAACGCAGCGCAGUCAUGUCCCUCAAGAAUGCCCCCUUCGGCUGGAUCAACAUCCUCGGUGUACCUGGAAGCGGAAAGACUCGCCUUGUUCUUUUCACGAUUCUCGCUGCACUGGCCGAGGAGUUUGAUCCGGACAAGGCCAAAGACACUGUGCAUCAUCCCUCUGAUCUUAUGUCCGAGGUAGAAAAGGAGAUUGCUCUUCGGAAUGAGGAUGAAGAUAAGAAAGACGCUUCCGCCCUUGAAGCUCUUGGUCAAACCUCGAUGGGAUCCGGCGGUUGGACAAGGGGCGGCAAUUCGAACGAGUAUCGGACCAAGACUGCCCCACGCCGUCCCAAGAUCUGUAUCGUUGGCAACAACAAUACACAGCUCAACUUUUUGGCUGAUCGUGCAGCCAAAUAUGCCGAAAAGCUUGGCGUCAAGGCCAAAAUUGUCCGCCUCAAUUCCUGGAUGCGUGAGGAGAAGUUCCUCAACAAUGUCAACCGCCAAGACGAUGCCGUAUCCUUCGCUGACCUCGUCUCGUCCAACGUCGAGCUUCAGAAAAUGUACCGCGACCUCGAGGCCAAUGGUGUCUUCAACAAGACCUACUACGGCGACGGUCGUGGCGUUGCGGAGAUUGUUUCUGCCAAAGUCGUCGCAAACCAGGCAGCAUACGGGUCACUUCUUGCACACCGCGACAGUAUGUUCAACGACCCAGACUUAUUCGACGAGAACAAGGCCGAGUACAAACGCCAGUGCGAGGAGCUUCUGGUACAGACCGUCGAGGAAGCCGACAUAUUGUUCGCCACGCCCGUCGCUCUGCACAAGUACAAGAACGGACACGAUCUCCCGAUCGACAUUAUUGUCGUCGACGAAGCCAGUCGCAUGGAAGAGGGUCUGUUGCUAUCAGUACUAGCUUGUGCCCCCGACCAUGUCUUUGGUAUGCUUGAUGGAGAUCCUGCUCAAAUCAAUCCCUUGGCCAAAUCCUCAUCCAGCCACGAUAACAAAGACGAGACACUGCGUUUCGUCAGUGCCUUUGCCCCUCAGUUAAAGGUGUCUUUUCAGCAACGCUGGGCAAAUUGUGGAGCUCCGGUCCUGUACCUCAAUAACAACUUCCGCGCCAAGGGUGGUCUUGUCAGCCUUCCAUCCAAGCAGUUCUAUAGGGGACGCAUGGUCGCAGGACACCCUCAGCCGUCUAAUGACCCCGUCACGCUGGGGGUUCGACGCUUCCUGACCCACUUGAGGCGCGAAGCCCCGAGGGGUUCACGGCUCCUUAUCUCCCUGCAAGGGGAGGAUGAAGUUCCGCUUGGCACCAGCUUCACCAACCCUGCUUCGGCAAUCUACAUACGCGAACUCGUGGCGGACAUCUUCAGGCAUAACCUUUGUUCAAAGCUCCCAAGCACCGAGCAAGAUGGCCAGCGCAUGUCCAUCAUGAUCAUCACUCCCUACUCAGGUCAACGUCUGCUCAUUCGCCAAAAGCUGCGUGGCCUGUCCUCCAAGGAAUGGGUCCCUGAGCUCGUGUCGGUUCGUACUCACUUCACCUCGAUGGGCGACGAGGCAGACUUUGUCAUCAUCGACAACGUGCGAUCCUCAGGUGUUGGCCAUACAGGCCAAUCCAAUAUUAUCAACACCAUGGACACUCGGGCCCGACAUGCAACCGUCUGGAUCCUCAGCGGACCGAUGCUGAAACGGAGCAAGAACAAGAACCAGACCAAGUUGUUCAAGUACUUCACUUGGCACAAAGAGCAGAACGCCGUUCUGGAAGUCCGAGGCGAACACUAUGUAGACCUUUGCACGACCUGUUAUCAGACUCACAAGGGCAAGUGCAAGACCAAGCCUCGCUGCUCCAAUUGUGACAGGCAGCACCAUGUCCGCAACUGCCUGCAAGAUGUCACCAGCCCGCUUACAGAGCUUGUGCCUUACACGAUUGAAGGAACCUCAGACUCGCUGAAAGAACAGCCCUCGACCCAGGGCAUGACCUCAAGUAGGCCCAAGAAGCGAGGCGCACGUACUCGUGCAGAGAUGCGAGGCCUCUCGGUCGACCGACCCACAGCAGACAAAGCUCUCACCCCCCGGCAACAGAAAAUCAUGACCCUCGCCGACGAGUACCGCGGUAGCACCUCUAUUGCUGAUGUCCGUGCAGGUAUUGGCUGCCCGGAGGACAAUUUGUCGGUUCCGUGGAAGAAAUGUCUCCCCUGUGGCAAACCCCGACCGGCUCGAAACUUCGACGAAGCUUCCGACACCUGCAAGACCUGCAAAGGAGACACUGAGACACCGAAGCACCGCGUUUGCAUGAACUGUGGCAAGGCUACUCUUGACGAGGAGUUCGUUGAUGCUCAAACCAAGCAAGAGUAUUGGCAGUGCCUGUCGUGCCGUGUCACCAUGGGAGGCACUUGCGAGAGGGUGCUCGUCAUCGAGACGGACGAGCAUAUGAUCCUUAUCGACACCGUUCCUGGCAAACCAAGCCAGUGUUUCGACAGCGUCCUGUUCGAUAACGACGGUUCCGAGAUCAUGAGACCCCAAUGGAUUCCCAACCGGAACUGGGACGGUGUUUGGCACAGGGAUUUGGAAUUGGAUGAUUUGGAGACACCAUACAAGCAGCCCGCUGAGGGUCCUGGAGAGAAUGCUCCCGAGAAACGCUCCCACUACGAGGAUACCCAGCCGCUUCAGCAGCCAGAGGAAGACAAUUCGCUUCAGCAGUCGCAGGAUGAGUCGGUUCAGCACUCGCAGGACAAGUCGGCUGAGGAGCCACAGGAGGACAAGUCGGCUGAGGAGCCACAGGAGGACAAGUCGGCUGAGGAGCCACAGGAGGACAAUUCGGCUGAGGAGCCACAGGAGGACAAUUCGGUUCAGGAAUCGGAGGAAGACGAGUCGGUCGUGCCCCGGGAGCAAGACAACUCGGUCGAGCCUUGGGAGCAAGGCGGGUCGGGUCCGGCCACUGUUUGGUGA